UUGAAACCCGAUUUCCUGCGACGCACGUUAGACGGCAGAAUCCUGGUAUUUGGUGUUUGCGGCGGUUCACGCACGGCGAGGCGUAGAAUUUGCAAGUGGUUAGCUUUUGCCAGUUCGUUUAUACAUUGCAAACCAUGCGUCUUGCCUUUUACAAUGGGGCCUAGCUUUUAGCAGCAUCCUCAACUGUUGGCUACCUAUCAAUUUUUUACCUGAAGUUAAGAGCAAUAAAUAUGUACAAGAACCAUUGUUAGCAUAGCUGGAAUCCUAUCUCUGGCGCCUUCCCAUGGUCGCGUGCGUCCCGUGGAGGCGCAGUCCGAGCUAAGGCAGCGGGCUGCUUGCGUAGUCGUUUGUUGAUGUGGCGUGGUGGGCUCGGCGCAAGUAUGGACUUCGCAACAUCCACCCACCGGCGGAGAUGGCUCUACACAAGAAGCAAAUUGGAGGAGGAGCGGAGGCGGCUGCAGCAGGCGGUGGUGGACGGACUCAGACGUCAGCGAGCAGCUGCGGACCCGCUGGAGCCGGAGGCGGGCAGCGCGACGAAGCGACCCAGAGAGGACCCACAGCCCGUGUCUCUGGUGGGGGAGCUGCUCAUGCUCAAGUACUCCCAACAAAUCAUACAGGAAAAGUGUCGUGAGAUGCGGAUGCCGGUCAAGGUGAUGUCCACGGCCAUUCAGUACCACAAGCGCUUCUUCCUGAGGCACACAUCGAUGGAGUUCGAUCCAGGGAGGGUCAUGAUCACCGCAAUAUUCAUGGCGACAAAGGUAGAGGAGCGCUACACGCGGGCUGCGGACAUCGCAGCGGCGUUCGAUGUGAGCGAGGACCUGGUGGUGAAGCAGGAGGUGGCCCUAAUGGAGGGCCUCAACUUCGAUCUUGUCGUACAUUCGCCGUACAGAGCACUUCACGGGAUGAUUCUGGUGGUGGAUGAGGCGUGUAGGGCCGCGGGGGGGGCCCUGGAUGCCCUCAUGCUCAGCGAUGCGCCGCUGUUGUACAGCCCUGCGCAAGUGGCGGCGGCGGCGUUGCGGAGUGGGUUCAAGGCGAAGGGUGUGCGGAUACCCAACUUCAUCGCCCGGUUGGCAAUGAAGGCGGCGUUGCGGGCGGCGGAGGGGGAGGAGGGGGUGGGGGUGGACGGCGGGGCGGGAGCUGAGGCGGCGGGUGCGCAGAACGACCCCGUCACGGCGUUGACUUCCGUACUGGACGAGCUGGACCGGCUGGGCAGCGAGGGUGCUCGGAGGGUGGAGGUGGAUGAGGUGAAAGAAGCCAAUGCAGUGGCUAGGCAGUGGAGGAGCUUGCUCAAGGACACGACGGGGGGGGCCGCGGCGGGAGCGGGCAAGGGUGGUGGUGGUGGUGGGGCAGUCGCGGAUGAAGCCGCUCGGGUCGCCAAGCGGGAGGCCAAGAAGGCAGCUCGCGCCGCUGCCAAGGCGAAGGAGGCGGAACUGCUAGGCAUGCCACAGCGGCAGUAG
Volvox carteri f. nagariensis is the source of this 1457-nucleotide messenger RNA. RefSeq lists its product as uncharacterized. The record is from RefSeq and is a predicted model, not a curated record. Gene Ontology annotation, cellular component: transcription factor TFIIK complex; nucleus. Gene Ontology annotation, biological process: regulation of transcription by RNA polymerase II; regulation of cyclin-dependent protein serine/threonine kinase activity. Bases 354 to 1457 code for a protein of 367 amino acids. NCBI's taxonomy places the organism in Eukaryota, Viridiplantae, Chlorophyta, Chlorophyceae, Chlamydomonadales, Volvocaceae. Gene Ontology annotation, molecular function: cyclin-dependent protein serine/threonine kinase regulator activity. The transcript has 12 exons.